UCAAGUUCAAUUUUGGUUUGGUUGGUUGAAAUGUCGCCUACUUUGAUUACAACAAGAACAUUACGAGUUUUAUGUGGUUGUAGUAGAUUGCCGGUGAUAGCAUCACCAAGUAAUAAAUUCCGCCCCUUUUGUUAUCCAUACUCAGUCGAUCGCAAACAAGUGCCGAAGAAAAUGGCAGCUGAGAAGGCACUACCUCAGAUAUUUCAGUACGUCGAUCAGAAUGUUGAAUCAUAUAAAAGCCUUCUAAAAGAGGCUGUUGCAAUUCCAUCGGUUUCAAGUGACGCUAAGCACCGCGAUGACUGUGUCCGUAUGGUAGAGUGGAUGCAGAAUAAGUUGAAAGAAGUCGGUGCGUCGACUGAACUUAGGGAUAUUGGCUUCCAAACACUUGAGGGUAAGCAAGUGAAACUACCCCCGGUUCUUGUUGCUGUUUUGGGAAAUGAUCCUAAAAAAAACACAAUCUGCAUAUAUGGCCAUUUGGAUGUACAACCAGCCUUAAUGUCAGAUGGUUGGAACUCGGAGCCUUUUGAAUUAGUUGAGAGAGAUGGAAAGUUAUUUGGGAGAGGGUCUACGGAUGACAAAGGGCCAGUGUUGGGUUGGCUACAUGCCAUCAAUGCUUAUAAAAAUGUUGGAUCUGAGUUGCCAGUGAAUUUAAAAUUUAUAUUUGAGUGUAUGGAGGAAUCUAGCUCACAAGGACUUGAUGAGUUGCUCAUGGAAAAGUUAAAGCCUGAAGGUUUCUUUGACACGGUUGACUAUGUGUGCAUUUCGGAUAACUACUGGCUGGGCACCACUAAGCCUUGCAUCACAUAUGGCUUGAGAGGCAUUAGCUAUUACUUUUUGGAAAUUGAGUGUGCCAAAAUGGAUCUGCACAGUGGAGUUUAUGGGGGAACUGUCUAUGAAGCAAUGUCAGAUUUAAUAUAUCUCAUGAACACUCUGGUUGAUAAAGAUGGCAAGAUCCUCAUAACAGAUAUCUACAAAUCUGUUGCUCCAUUGUUAGAGACUGAAAAACAGCUUUACAAUACAAUUGAUUUCGACCCUGAGGCGUACAGAAAGUCCAUAGACGCCUAUAAGCUCCCACACAAUGCUGUUAAAGAACAACUGCUAAUGCACCGCUGGCGGUAUCCCAGUUUAUCUCUCCAUGGCAUUGAAGGUGCUCACCAUCAAGUGGGAGCGAAGACCGUUAUUCCAGGAAAAGUGGUCGGUAAAUUCUCCAUCCGCAUCGUGCCAAACCAGGAGCCCGAGGAGGUCGAAAAAUUAGUGUUUGACUAUGUUAACAAAAAGUGGGCCGAGCGUGGCUCUCCCAACAAGAUGAGCAUCUCAGCGCAGAGCGGCCGCGCCUGGACCGAGGACCCCGACCACCCGCACUACCAGGCCGCCGCCAGGGCCACCAAGCUCAUUUACCAGACUGACCCCGACAUGUCUCGUGAAGGAGGUUCUAUACCCGUAACGAUCACACUGCAAGAGGCCAGCGGCAAGAAUGUGCUACUGCUGCCAAUGGGCGCCGGCGACGAUAUGGCGCACUCGCAGAACGAGAAACUCAACGUGCGCAACUACAUCGAGGGAAUUAAACUUUUUGCUGCCUAUUUUUAUGAAGUUGGGAAACUGCCGAAAUAAAAUUUUGUUUAUAAGAUUAUUACGAAAGAUCGACGUUCAAUAAAGUUAAAACUAUUUUAAUUUUAACAAUAGCAUUUCACAUGAAAUGUUGAUAAGUAUUUUACAUAUUUUGCUGUAUAUUAUUUUACAAUCAUAGUUGUAUAUCAGGGGUUUUUACAUACCACGAUUAGUUACGUGACACAUAACGUCUUAAAAUAUGUUAACAUUCCUUAUUAAGUACAAUACAAUUUAUAUACUUACCGUACCGUAAAAAUAGAUUUUUUUGAAUGAUUUCGAUGUAUAAUAAAUAUGAUACGAUACGAUGACUACAUAUAGUGCCUUAUACGAACAAAGCAUAAUAAAUUGAAGUACUUAUGUUAUGUAAAAAAUACAUUGAAAUAUAUUUUUUUUAUAUUUCGAUAAUUGACUAUGAAACGUCGCGUCAGUUUGUAAUGCAUAAUAAUUUUCAUUUUCUUCGUUGUAUACUUUGUAUUUGAUAUAAUUUUAUUGAAAUAUACAAAUGGUUUACUUA
Maniola jurtina (meadow brown) is the source of this 2122-nucleotide messenger RNA. It is a transcript of the gene Cndp2, whose product is annotated as cytosolic non-specific dipeptidase. Lineage: Eukaryota; Metazoa; Arthropoda; Insecta; Lepidoptera; Nymphalidae. The record is from RefSeq and is a predicted model, not a curated record. Gene Ontology annotation, biological process: proteolysis. Bases 31 to 1611 code for a protein of 526 amino acids. The transcript is spliced from 9 exons. Gene Ontology annotation, molecular function: metallodipeptidase activity.